This is a messenger RNA of Paramecium tetraurelia, 3885 nucleotides long. RefSeq lists its product as uncharacterized. The transcript has 2 exons. The record is from RefSeq and is a predicted model, not a curated record. NCBI's taxonomy places the organism in Eukaryota, Ciliophora, Oligohymenophorea, Peniculida, Parameciidae.
AUGUAGAACAGCAUAGAUGAAUUCGAAUUUAGGAUGAACGAAUUUUCAGAACUCUUGAAAUAGGAUUUGUUUUCCAAGGACGGAAACUAGAAAUUGCAAGGUGAUUGUAAAUAUUUUGCCAACCUAUUUGCUGAUUUGCUGAGAGAAAAUUAUAAAUUGAAAGAUUAGAUCAUUGAACAUCUGCGACAAAUUUCAGUUUACAGAGAAGAGCUUUAAAAGAUAACAUUUGACGUCAAUUAAACAACGAAUGAAGAUAGAAAAUUUUCAAAAGAUAUGGCCUCAAUUGAACUGUUAGUUAAAUAUUUGGUUGAAGACUAGCGAUACUUCUAUAUGGAGAAAGAAAAAAUGAUAGCUGCUAUGAAAUAAAAAGGCAAAGAAUUUGAAAUUUUAAAGGAACAACAUAUUUAGUAAAUAAAGGAACUUGAAUAAAUGAUGACUGAUAAAAAAAUUAAAUGGAAAAAUAGAUUCAAAAAACAAGUUUAAGAUGGACUGGACAAUGUCGAAUAGAUAUCACUCUUGGAAGACAAAAUAUUACAACUGAAUUCAGAAAUCCAAUAGCAUUAAUAGAAUAUUUUGAGCUAUGAAUCUGAAAUAACAAGGAAGGAUUUGAAAUUGUAGUAUUAUUAAAAAUUAGAAUAAGAAUUCUAAACAAAAUAGACCGAUAUUGAUAUUAAACAUGAUUUUGCAAUGAAAGAAUUAUACAAAAAACAUAAAAAUGAAAUAAAAGAAUAAAAAAUAUAGUAUGCAAACAAUCAAAAACAGUUAUAAAACAACUAUGAAGACAAAUUUUAAAUUUUGUAAAAAAAUGCCGAAGUUUAUCAAGUCUAAUUGGAGUAAAAAACUAAUGAAUUCUUAAAACUCUCAAGCGAAUACGAUGCCUUGAUUCAAUUAUACAAAGAAAACAAAGAAAAGUAUAGUGUUGUCGUUCAGGAUCUAGAGAAUUCAAUUCAAACAUAGAAAUAGGAGAACCAAGCACUCUUAGAAAAGUAUACCAAAUUAAAUGAAGAUCAUGAAUUAACUAAGAAAUAGCUGAAAAAUUCCAAGGAAGAAGUUUUUAAAUAGGCUAGUGACAUUUAAAAUCAAUAAAAGGAGAUUAAAUCACUCCAAUUGAAUGUAUAAAGCCUAGAAAAUAAAAUGAAAGAAAAAAUAGAAAGAUUUUAGAGAUUACAAGAAUAAAUGAAAGUGGAUCAUAAUAAAUAACUUUAGAAGACUAAAGAAGAUAUGGAGAAAUAAUCUGAUAAUAGAUUGAAUUAAUUUUAAAAAAAUGCCCAAGAAUAAUAUGAAUUAUUAACUCGGUAGAAAAAUACAGAAAUUAGUAGAUUGAAAGGGUAAUUGGAUUCUUCUAUAAGUAAGUUUGAAUAAUAUGAGUUGAUACAUAAAGAUCAGAUAUCUAAACUAGAAUAAUAAGCUUAAAAUAAGCUGGUAGAAUUUAAUGAAAAGGUAGCAAAAUUAAAAGAAGAACAAAAUCUCAAAGAUAUGGUAUUAAAAAAUAAGGAUACAGAAAUUUAGUAGUUGCAAGCUCGCAUUUAACUUUAAGUUGAUGAAUUCAAAAUGCAAGUAAAGGAAGUAGAAUGCAAAUUUUAGGAAGAAAUUAUAGUUCUAAGGGAUGGAGUCGAAAUCCUUAUCAAAUCUGCUAAAAAGCCAUUAGAAGAUAAGGUUUUAAGUUUAACAACGUCUUGUGAAUAAAAAUAAAAUUAAUUAGGUAAUCUGUAGAAUCAAUUUAAUUAACUACAAUCUAAAUAUAUUGAUUCUGAAUAAAAAAGUCAUGAGAGAAUUAUUUAAUUGUAAGAUGAAAUGAAUAUGUCAUUGAAUGUUUUUAAUAAAAUGAAUGACAAUUUGACAACAAAACUAUAGAGAAUGAUGGAAUAAACUAAACAAAUUCAAUAAAACUAUUUUAUCUUGAGUGAGCAAGUCUAAACAAAGAAUAAUGAAAUACUCUCAUUAUAAUCAGAAAUUAAAAAUAAGGAAUAAGCAAGGUAGUAGGAGAAUCAUAAACACUAAAAAUUAGUUAAAGAAUUGCAAAUAUUUAUUGGAAAUAAGGAUAUUGAAUUAACACAAUUAAAUAAUCAAUACAUAGAAACUCUUGGGAUUACUCAAGAGUUAAAUAAUAAGAUAUAGACUAUCAAUAAUCAAUAUUAAUAAGAAAAAGAAACUCUAAUCUAAGAGAUAGCUAAGAAAUAAAAGGAAAUAGUUCAAAAGUAAGAGGAAAUUACAUAAACCAAGAAAAUUGCUUAACAAUAAUAAUAUCUGUUAGAACAAUAAUUGAAUAACUAAAAAAGUAAUUUUGAAUAGCAGGUUAAGAUUUUGGAGCAAAAUUAAGUUAAAUUAGAGCAAAUAGAUAUAGAAUAGUAAACAGAGUUUGAAUUGGAUGGUGUGAUUUAUGAAGAUAGUUAAUAAUUACAAUUAGCUCUUAAAGAAAAGGAAUAAGAAAUUAUGAAGGAGAUUGAAUUAAAUCAUUAGAAGGAAAAGGCUGAAUUGAUAAUUAGGUAUGAAUAGAUAAUAGAUUAAUUAUAAUAAGGAACUUAACAAGAGGGAAGUGAAAAUUAGGAGUAAAGAAAGCCAAUAAUUUAAAUAGUUGAAAAAAUAAUUUAUAGAGAAGCUCCAAAAAAAGAAAGUAAUAUUUAAGGAUUAGAUGUCAUUGUGAAAUAGUGUUAAAAAGAAUUGGAAGAGGCUAAGGAAAAAGCAUUGUCAGAAAAAUAAGAGAGUUAGGAAUAUGUUAACUAAUUGACACUUAAAUUUCAGGAUAUUUUAAAAGAAAAUGAGAAAGAGUUAGAAGACAUGAAUGAGUAGGUAUAGAUUUUGAAAAGUUAAAUAACGCAAUUGAAGAAAGACAAUAAUAUGUUGAAAUAAGACAUGAUUGAAUAAGAAUUAAAAUAUCAAUUGUAAAUUUAAUAGAUGAAGGAGUAAAGUGAUGUACAAUUAAAUACAUUAACUGAGACUUGCAAUUAGGAAAUUGAAGAGUACAGAAAGAAAUACGAGGAGAAAUACACUUAAUUUGAAUAAUUAAGGAAAUAGUAUUAGGAAAGAUUGGCAAGACCAGAUGACACUGAGACGAUCUAACGUUUACUUAAAGAUCAUCAAGAGCUAUAUCACUUAGUAAUAAAUGCUUAUGAAAAAGUAAAAGAAGCAGGAGAUAUUAUAAAAUAUUUAGAUUUGGAAGUAUAGAAUUACAAGAAGGCUAAUGAUAUAUUUGGAGGCUCUUAACUUGCAUCUUAACCACCUCCUAGUCUAAGCACAUAGAAAAUGCUUUAGAGAGUGGCUUAAAUUAAAUAGGAUUUAGAAAUCACGUAGAAUAAGAUAUAAUAGAAAAAAUCUGAUAACACUUUAGCAAGAGAAAAUACAAAUAAUUAAGAAGAGAGAUAAUUAUCGCAUUUAUCAGAUUAUUCAGAAUUGAAUUCUAAGUUAUAAUUAGAUUCAAAAUUGCCACCAAAAAGAAAAAAACUGCCUAAAAUGAUGACAUCCAUGAGAUCCAAUUUAAGUGAUGCAUAGCCUUCCUCUUAAAACUAGACAUAAAGAUAAGUAGAGGAGAAACCAGAUGUUCCAUUAUUCAAGUUUGAUUAAGAUGAUUAAGUAAUAAUGGAGGCACCUGUGUCUUUUAAUGCUUUUGUAGAUUAACGACAACAUGGAAGCUAGAUGUCUCAACAAAGACAAAAUAAAUACACAGUCUAUAUAGAAAAGAAGAAAAAGGAUAUGAUUAACAUCUCUGAUAUUGUUUAGUAAUAAUAGGUGAGUCCUGCUGAGUCCAGAUAUACAAGAAGAAGACUAGAACAGUCAUAGUAGUAGCAAUAGUAACCAAAAAAGUUUGUGCCUUAUUAUUUAAGAAAUCCAGAAGUGUAGCCGAGAUUUAAAUCGUAGAAAAAAGAUUCAUCCUUCAAAUUUAAUUGA